This is a messenger RNA of Anolis carolinensis (green anole), 13165 nucleotides long. It is a transcript of the gene mprip, whose product is annotated as myosin phosphatase Rho interacting protein. Gene Ontology annotation, molecular function: actin filament binding. NCBI's taxonomy places the organism in Eukaryota, Metazoa, Chordata, Lepidosauria, Squamata, Anolidae. Bases 1628 to 8821 code for a protein of 2397 amino acids. The record is from RefSeq and is a predicted model, not a curated record. The transcript is spliced from 24 exons. Gene Ontology annotation, cellular component: actin cytoskeleton.
CAACGAGGGCUGGCUAAACCCUGGGAAGCGCGUGAGGACCCCCUCCCUCUUCCACGCCCCCCCUUUGAGCUCUUUCUGCCUCUCUCUAUUUUAUUUUAUUUUUUGCAUUUGCAAAACCUUGCAAAAAGAAGGCGCAGCUUUUGCAUGCAGGCCAUUGAAGGCUGUUUUUUUUUUAUUUUUGCAUGCAAUCAAGGCAAAGGAAAGGAAGGAAGGAAAAGGGGGGGAAGUGGGCCUGGAAAUCAAGGCGUUUCCCUUUCUUUUUUCCUUUUUCUGCCUGUGUUUAAAAUGCAAACUCAGGCCUAAGCAGAAGAAGAAGCAGCAGCAGAAGAAAGCUUGAUUCCUCCCUUUGGAUUAUUGUCUUUUUCUUCUCCUUUUGCAAAGGUUGGAGCGACUUCUGAAGAGGAAGGGACUUCGGAGGCUUGGAUCCUGAUUUAUCGCGGGACUAAACCGCCAUGGCUGGUGCGGACAGGCCUGGCCCCUUUGGAACUGGGAGAAGAGGACCUUUGGGACAACCUUUCCACUUUGCAUUGGGAUAUUAAGGCUUUAUUUGGCACCUAUAGAGAGAUAUUCUUCCUCUAUUCCUUAGUUUUGCAUUUGGCACCUAAAAUAUAUAUAUUUUCUUCCUCCAUUUCUUUGCAAAACAGCACUGGGAUAUUAAGACUGUUUUGCAUUUGGCACCAAUAUAUAUAUAUAUAUAUAGUCUUCAUCCCUUGGAAAAACUCAUUAAGGAUUUAUUUUGGAGCUCUUCCUUAGCAAGGAUCUGUUUUGCAUUUGGCACCUAAAUAUAUGUAUUUUCUUUCUCCAUUUCUUUGCAAAACAGCACUGGGAUAUUAAGGCUCUGUUUUGCAUUUGGCACCUAAAUAUAUGUAUUUUCUUCCUCUAUUUCUUUGCAAAACAGCACUGGGAUAUUAAGGCUCUGUUUUGCAUUUGGCACCUAAAUAUAUAUAUUUUCUUCCUGUAUUUCUUUGCAAAGCAGCACUGGGAUAUUAAGACUGUUUUGCAUUUGGCACCAAUAUAAAUAUAUAGUCUUAAUCCCUUGGAAAACCUCAUCAAGAAUUUAUUUUGGAGCUCUUCCUUAGUAAGGAUCUGUUUUGCAUUUGGCACCUAUAUAUAUAUAGUCUUCAUCCCUUGGAAAAACUCAUCCAGGAUUUAUUUUGGAGCUCUUCCUUAGUAAGGAUCUGUUUUGCAUUCGACACCUAAAUAUAUAUAUUUUCUUUAUUUCUUUGCAAAACAGCACCGGGAUAUUAAGACUGUUUUUCAUUUGGCACCAAUAUAUAUAUAUAUAGUCUUCAUCCCUUGGAAAACCUCAUUAAGGAUUUAUUUUGGAGCUCUUCCUUAGUAAGGCUCUGUUUUGCAUUUGGCACCUAAAUAUAUAUAUAUUUUCUUCCUCCAUUUCUUUGCAAAACAGUACUGGGAUAUUAAGACUUGUUUUGCAUUUGGAACCAAUAUAUAUAUACAGUCUUCAUCCCUUGGAAAAACUCAUCAAGGAUUUAUUUUUGGAGCUCACCAUUCAAAAUCCCACUUUGGAUCGAGAUUUUGGAACCCACCAUUCAAAAAUCCCAGCUUGGAUCCAGAUUUGGACCGGUUCGGACCCGCUUUGACAGACAUCCAGACGGACAAGACAGCCAUGUCUGCCAAAGAGAACCCUUGCAGGAAAUUCCAGGCCAACAUUUUCAACAAAAGCAAGUGCCAGAACUGCUUCAAACCCCGGGAGUCGCAUCUGCUCAACGAUGAAGACUUGAACCAGGCCAAACCGAUUUACGGCGGGUGGCUUUUGCUGGCUCCGGAAGGCACCGAUUUUGAUAAUCCUGUGCAUCGUUCGCGGAAAUGGCAGCGUCGGUUCUUCAUCCUCUACGAACACGGCCUCCUCCGCUACGCUUUGGAUGAGAUGCCCACCACCCUCCCGCAGGGCACCAUCAACAUGAACCAGUGCACGGAUGUGGUUGAUGGUGAAAGCCGGACCGGGCAAAAGUUCUCCCUCUGCAUCUUGACGCCAGAGAAGGAGCACUUCAUCCGAGCCGAGAACAAGGAGAUCAUCAGUGGGUGGCUGGAGAUGUUAGUUGUCUAUCCCAGAACCAACAAGCAGAAUCAGAAGAAGAAGAGGAAAGUGGAGCCGCCAACCCCACAGGAACCUGGCCCGGCCAAAAUGGCAGUCACCAGCAGCAACAUCCCUGGCGCGGAGAAGGUCCCGACCACCAAGUCCACGCUUUGGCAGGAGGAGAUGCGGGGCAAGGACCAGCCGGACGGCAACGGGGGGCUCAGCCCCGUCCCCAGCCCCAUCCAAGGCCAAGGCCCACCUUCCUGUUUGCUGGACGGUAAAGAAGAUGAGAGUGCCAUGAACGGCGACCGCAACGAUUGUGGGCGGAAGACGCGCGUCGAGAGCGGCUACUUCUCCCUGGAGAAGACCAAGCAGGAGGUCAAGCUGGAAGAGCAGCCGCUGCUGACCCCGCCGUCCCCGCCCAGCCCCAGCACCCCCGGCAACAGGUACGGUGACCCCAGAUCGCCCUCCCAGGAGCAGAGCCGCCCCUUUCCUUCCCCAGGUAGCCGGAUGGUGUGCAGCUUCUCCCUCAACGCCCUGGACGCCCGGUGCAACGACGGCGGGUUCCCCUUCAUGGGCAACGGCUCCAAGGGCCGGUCCGUGGCCUUUAAAGCCAGCCGGCAGUAUGCCACCCUGGCCGACGUCCCCAGAGCCGUCCGGAUCAGUAACCGGGAGGCCUUCCAAAUGGAGCAGAAGCGGCUUGAGCGGAGGUGCCGAGCCCGCAGCCCCGGAAGGGAGGAAGUGGCUCGCCUCUUCGGCAACGAAAGGAGGAGGUCCCAGGUAAUUGAAAAAUUUGAGGCGUUGGAUAUUGAGAAUGCCGAACAUAUGGAGACCAACACUUCCACCAGCGAGACUCGACAGGGCCGGAGCGAGAAGAGAGUUUUCCCCAGGAAACGGGACUUUGUGGCCGAAACAGCAACCAGCUCCAUUCUGGAUAUGACGGCUUCUCCUUUGUCCCCACAUCGCAGAGCAAAAUCACUGGACAGAAGGUCUACGGAGUCUUCCAUGACCCCUGACUUGCUGAACUUCAAGAAAGGGUGGCUGACCAAGCAGUAUGAAGAUGGACAGUGGAAGAAACAUUGGUUUGUCCUGACGGAUCAAAGCCUGAGAUACUACCGGGAUUCUGUGGCAGAGGAGGCUGCUGAUUUGGAUGGGGAAAUCGACUUGUCAACUUGUUUUGAUGUCACGGAAUAUCCUGUCCAGCGGAACUAUGGCUUCCAGAUUCAUACUAAAGAAGGAAAGUUCACUCUCUCUGCCAUGACGUCGGGCAUUCGCCGCAACUGGAUCCAGACCAUCAUGAAGCAUGUGCGGCCCACCACGGCACCCGAUGUGACCAGCUCUUUGCCAGAAGAGAGGAGCAAAACUAGCUCCUCCCUGGACUCCUGUCCCAAGCCGAGCGAGAAGCAGGAUGCGGAGCAAGCAGAGCUCGACCCCGAACACAAGCGGAGCCGUGCCCGGGAACGCAGGCGGGAGGGCCGCUCCAAGACCUUCGACUGGGCCGAGUUCCGUCCCAUCCAGCAAGCCCUGGCACAGGAACGGGCCAACGUGGCGGAGAAUUCGAAGGACGGCGGCACCACGUUCCCCAAAGAACCCGGAGAGGCGGAUUCUGGGGAACUCGAGAGAGAGCGCGCUCGGCGGAGGGAGGAGAGACGCAAGCGAUUCGAAAGCCUGGAUGCUCCGGAUGCGGGAAGCCCCGAAGACUUCUCCAGGAUGGAGGUGGACAGGCUUCCGGGGUUGCCCACGCCUUCCGAAACCAAGUCGCACGUUCACGUGGAGAUAGAGCAGCGCUGGCACCAAGUCGAGACGACGCCGCUGCGCGAGGAGAAGCAAGUCCCCAUCGCCCCUUUGCACCUCUCGCACGCGGAGGACGGCAACGAAUCGCUCAACAAGCAGCACCUCACCACGCUCCUGGAAAAGGAGCUGGAGCAGAGCCAGAAAACAGCUUCGGACCUUCUGGAGCAGAAUCGUGUCCUGCAGGACCAGCUGAAAGUAGCCCUGGGCCGCGAACAGAGUGCCAGGGAAGGUUAUGUUCUUCAGACUGAGGUGGCCACUUCCUCAUCGGGGGCCUGGCAGAGACUUCAUAAAGUCAAUCGAGACCUCCAGAAUGAGCUGGAAGCCCAAUGUCAGCGCCAGGAGCUGAUCAACCAGCAGAUCCAGUCCCUCAAGCGUAGCUACGGGGAGGCAAAGGAUGUCAUUCGGCACCACGAGGCAGAGAUCCAGAGCCUGCAAGCAAGGCUGAGCAAUGCGGCCGCAGAGCUCUCCAUCAAGGAGCAGACCCUGGCCAAGCUCAAAAAUGACCUGAAGGCCGAAAAGAAGAAAGCCCAAGAGCAGAUGGAAGAGUGGCAGCACAGCGAGACGGCACUGAGCUCCCAGUUGAAAGCCAGCGAGCAGAAGCUCAAGAAGGCUGAAGCUCUCCUGUUGGAAAAGACCCAAGAGCUGAGGGACCUGGAGACCCAACAGGCCUUGCAAAGAGAUUACCAAAAAGAAGUGCAGCGGCUCCAGGAUCGCAUUGCUGACCUGAGCCGGCAGCUGAGCGCCAGUGAGCAGUCGCGAGUGUUGAUGGAAGAGAAACUCCAGAGGAAUUAUGAGGCUUUGUUAGAAAGCUGCGAAAAGGAAAAGCAGGUUCUGAUCCAGAGCUUGAAGGAGGUGGAGGAUAAAGCCAGCGAGUACGAGAACCAGCUACAGAACAGUGAACAGCAGAUGGAAAUUUUGCAGAAAGAGAAACUGACUGCCAAAUUUGAGAGCAGUGAAAUUGUCCACCAACUCGAGGAGCAGCUGGAAAUGAAGGAAGCAAGCAUCCAGAAGCUUGUGGAUCACAUAAAGAGUCUUGAGGAGGAAAGGGAUCAGAUUAAAUUCCGGUUCCAAGAGCUGAUGAACCAGGUUGCCGAGUCGGAUAAUGAGGUGGCCAAGCUACAAGCCAAGCUGCAGCUGGAAGAGAGCAACUACCACACACUGGAGCGCUCCUAUGAGGUGGUCUCGGGGCAAUUUCAGAACUUGCAGAAGGUCCUGAAAGAGAAGGAGGAAGAGCUGAGAGUAGUGAGGGAAACCCACUUGAGGGUGGUUGAGAAAAGGGAUCCAGAUUUCAGUGAACCUUUAUUCAAAAAGGCUGCCAUGAGUGGCAGCAUAGAAGAAAAUCCACAAGAUGAGGAUGAGGAUUUAACAACAGAUAUGGCUGAUCCUGGCCAAAUUGUUGAGAAAGUACAACAUCCACAAGUGGAAGGAAAACUUCCAGUUUCAGAUGUUAUGAUCAUUCGUGGUACCAAUGACGAUGGCGGCCUUAAUACCAACCAGAGGCAGAUAGUUGAGCAUACAGUGAUGAACACAGAAGAAAGCAAAUUUCCAUCAAAGUCUACAGACUUUAAUGAAAGGGAGGUUUUUCAGAAGGACUUAUCAAAACCUGACGUCGAAAUGCAAGGAGCCAAAAGGCAAAGGAUUCGUUUCUCCAGCAUCCAGUGCCAAAAGUAUGUUCAUCCCGAUGGAUCGGAGAAGACCUGGACAAGCAGCACCUCUUCAGACACCAGUCAGGAUAGGUCACUCUCGGAAGACAGCAUGUCAUCGGAACCGGCUCCCUGUUACCCAGCCUCAGGUGACUCUGAGACUUAUCUGUCUAUAAUCCACUCCUUGGAAACAAAGCUUUAUAUCACAGAAGAAAAGCUCAAAGACGUAACCAUGAAACUUGAAAGCCAGCAGGGCCAUAAUCAAGACACUCUCAUUGCACUCCAUCAGCAGUGGGCCAAUGCAGAAGCACAGCUGAGAGAACAGCUCCAGGAGAGUUUGGUUCAAGUGAGCAUGUUGGCUUCACAGUUGGAAAGUGAGAAGCAGUCCAAACUUAAGCUGAUUGAAAACCACGUCAAUGAAUUGAGUGGACUCCAUGGAAGAAACAACCAAGCCUUGGUUUGCUUGAACCAGUGCAGAGAACAGCUAAGAAUGUUGCCUACAUCUGACAAGGAAAAAGAAAUAGAGGUGUAUCUAGAUGCACUAUCCAGUAUGGAAAGUACUCUGUCCAGUGCAAUCCAGGUCUUAAAACUGACGUUUUCUUUGCCCGACUGCCAAGCAGCAGUGUGUCCUACAGCCCAAUCUUUGCAAGUAGAAGGCAGCCUUGUUGAACAAGAGAAACCUUCUUCUCUCCAGCAGCAACUGGAAUUUUCUGGACGGAACCAGUUGAGGUUGCUUUCCAGGAGGCUGGCUUUUGAAUCGUCUUUGAUCAACCAGAUAGCAGAGUCCUUGAGAGAUGCAUCUUCAAAGAUUUCCUUGACCCUUAGAGAGAUCCAUGGUACAGUGGAUGCCGUUCUGUUAGAGCCUUCAAACCUUUCACAUACUGCAGUUGCCUUGGCGGAUACUUUAUCCAAAAAACUAGUAUUGGAAGAUCAGUUCUGGAGUCAGGUCGAGGAGCUAAGAAAGCACCUGGGUGCUGUGGAUGAAGAAGAGAAGAUGAUGGAGGGUCCAGGUUCAAAUGUCCCAGAAUGUCUCAUUCAGUCGGUUGCAGACAGCACACUGAUCAAAGCAGAGCUUGGGUUUGUUGCCCAGAAAAUGAGAGAAUCCUUUCAUCAGAGGUUGAAAACCAUUGAAGAAGACCUGCACAACACUAAAACGGCUCUUCGGCAACAUAAGUACAUGUUGGAGGAAAUCAUGAAAGCUUACAGGACACCUGAUUUUGAGGGAGUUAUGCAUCAAAUUUCUAAAGCACUUGAAAUACAAGAAGAUGUUUCAGUCCAUACAACAUGGGACGUAAGCCUUCAUGAAUCCAUGGCAGGAGCCCACCGUUUGCAGGAUCUGAGCAGUCAAGCUCUGGCCGCCAUUCAGGAUGAUCUUGCUCAGCAGCUCAAAGACAGGGCACGUCUUCUCCAAGAAAUAUCUGCUGCUCUUCUGUCUCUGUCUCCGGAUGAUGCCCUGAAAGACUGCCACAAGCUCCUCAAGAUUUCUUGCAGCCCUCCUUAUGAUACUUGCAUGGGGGGCCUUGAGCGUUACUCUUCUUUACUCGUGCAGGAUGCGAUUGUCCAGGCCCAGGUUUGUUACGGGGCUUAUCGAGCAAGGCUGGAGUACGCCAAGGAGGCCAAGCUGUACAAGGACUCUCUUCAAAACGUGGACGCCUUGUGUCAGGAACGCAUUCAGGCGGUUGCUGUUCUCCGAGAAGAGUAUGAGGAGCUGCUCCGAAAGCAGCAGAACGAAUACGCCGAAAUGAUCGCUGUGCUCGAAAGAGAGAACGCAGAACUCAAGACCAAAGUCGAGCAGCUCAACAAUCAACGGAAGCUCCUGGAGGAGGAAGCUUACAAGCAGAGCAAAAAAAUAUCAGAGCUCCAAGGUAAAUACGAAGAGGAAAUCCACAACGUGGUUGAGCAGCUAAACCGAACGAAGGACUUGCUAAAGACGGAACAAGCGGAGGGCCUCCUUCGACUAGAUGUCCUUCGGCAAGACAAGCAGAACUUAGAAAGGCACCACUUUGAGCAGAUGCAAGCUCUGGAGGAUGAGUUCCAGACCAAGAUGAAAGAACUGCAAGUCCUCCACAAUGAGGAGCUGCAGGCCUUGCAGGAACGUUACGACCAGAAUCUGCAACAUUUGCAGGAGUCCCUGGACGAGUACCAGAAGCAGCACCCAGAAACGUCGCUCUCAGUAGCAAGUGGUUCAGAAGAAACGUGGGCUGCAAAUCAGGCCAACGGUGGAACGCAAGUCUCAGACAGCGAACGGAACGCCAUGCACGGGUUACGAGAACGCAUUCAAGAACUGGAAGCCCAAAUGAACGUCAUGAGAGACGAGCUGGAGAAUAAGCACCUAGAAGGGAAUGCAUCCACCCUGCGGGAGAAAUACCAGAAAGAUUUUGAGAAUCUUAAGGCAACAUGUGAACGAGGGUUUGCGGCCAUGGAAGAGACGCAUCAGAAAAAGAUAGAAGAUCUGCAAAGGCAGCAUCAGCGGGAACUGGAGAAACUACGGGAGGAGAAAGACCGCUUGCUAGCCGAGGAGACGGCAGCUACUAUCUCAGCCAUCGAAGCCAUGAAGAAUGCCCACCGGGAGGAGCUUGAGCGGGAGCUGGAGAAGACUCAGCGCUCCCAAAUCAGCAGCAUCAACUCGGACAUCGAAGCUCUCCAGAGACAAUACCUGGAGGAGCUGCAGUCUGUCCAGCGUGAACUUGAAGUCCUCUCCGAGCAGUACUCUCAGAAGUGUUUGGAAAACGCUCACCUGGCCCAGGCCCUGGAGGCCGAGAGGCAGGCCCUCCGCCAGUGCCAGAGGGAGAACCAGGAGCUCAAUGCACACAAUCAGGAACUAAACAACCGCCUAGCUGCAGAAAUCACCCGACUACGAACACUACUGACUGGGGAGGGCGGGAUGGAGACCGCUGGUUCGCCUCUCACCCAAGGCAAGGAUGCCUACGAAUUGGAAGUCCUGUUGCGAGUCAAGGAAUCCGAAAUCCAGUACUUGAAGCAGGAAAUCAGCUCCUUGAAGGAUGAAUUGCAAACAGCAUUGAGGGAUAAGAAAUAUGCCAGUGACAAGUAUAAAGACAUCUACACAGAACUCAGCAUUGUGAAAGCCAAGGCAGACUGUGAUAUCAGCAGGUUGAAAGAGCAACUCAAGGCAGCCACUGAAGCUCUUGGUGAAAAGUCCCCGGAGAACAGCACCGUGUCUGGAUAUGAUAUCAUGAAAUCCAAAAGCAACCCUGAUUUCUUGAAGAAAGACAGGACCAGUGUUGGCCGGCAAUUAAGAAAUAUCAGGUCAAAGAGUCUGAAGGAAGGCCUGACGGUGCAGGAGCGCCUCAAGCUCUUUGAAUCCAAGGACUUGAAGAAAGACUAGUUCCCCUUCUGUUCAUCUUGUUCACGUGCACCUCCUCGCUUGCAGCAUCAGAGCACAAGCACCCUUUUGUUUUGUUUUUGUUCCUUAAGAUUCUCAUUGCUUUUUAACCGAUUGCUUCAGCAGAAAAGACUGAAAAUCUGGCAGUUUUACUGCCCCGCUAUCCAUUGGACUCUCUUGACUUCUUAUUGAUGAUCUCGACAGAAGAGAGGAGGUAAUAGGGAUCUGUGCCCCAUUGGGAUCUUAUGGGGGGGGAAAUCCUUCCUACUGUAUAUCAAUUACACUAAGUGUCAGUAUUAAGGCUGAACAGCCUAUUGAUAAGCUAGCUCUGUUUUACUGAAUGCUAUAGCAACAGGGCCCUGGGAGGGACGAGGCUUAGUUCUGCCACGGUUGAGAGUAAACCAGCACUUACGUGCGUGCUUUGAGCCAUAUCGUACACUUCUUGAACAAAAUAUGCAGCAGGUUUUGACACCCCAAGUCCUUUCAGUGCAGUGUGCUGGUUACAGCCACAAGAACAAAAACAUGGCUUGCUGUUGGUGUGGAGGAUUCGGGGUAGCAUCUUGCAUAAUUUCACUGAGCUUUAUUUCUCUUAAUUUAGCUUAGGUUUCUUUAACUGGCUUACUGAGCCUUGACAAAUAAGUCUACUGUUAAUCAGGCUCUUGAGGGAAUUUACCACUACCUAUAACCAGCAAUUGCUAGCUACAUUUCGGGGCAAGCCAUAUCAGUUGCUGCACCCUCUCUUCUUUUCCUGGGGUGCAUUUGCCUGUGUGUACACAGCAUAGAUCAGAUUUUGGACUUAACAUUUGUGUUCUGCAUAAACACUUGGAGAUGGAUUCCUUUCUAAAAGAAUCUUAAAGAAGCAAUUUGCACUUUCUAACUUUGUCCUUCAGAUAAAUUUUUGCCAGCUUCCGCUGUGCAACUGGCAAAAAUGGUACAGAAGCGUAGGUAGGACUCUUUCUAAAGCAGAAAAUAGUUCAGAUAGAUGCGGUAUCUAGGAUGGUAGUGCUGAGGUCAAGUCAGACCCCCAAGCAGAGAUUUAAAGGCAAAAAAAGGGGUCUUGCCCUUGGAAUUUGUUUAGCAGAUCGUGAACAUUUUAAGAAUAGAUAUUGUCUGUUCAUGCAUGCUAACAAUAUCUGUGUGGGGGUAGUCAGUUGCAUGAUGGUGGUAGUUUGGGAGAUCUAAGUUGUAGGGAAAUAGCAGGUCAAAGUUAGUAGAAUGUCUGAUAGUAUUUGGUUUCAUUUCUCUGAAACAAACAGUUCUAUGGGCAUAUCUGGGUUUCUUUUCUGCUUGUUGUGCCCAAUGCUGUAAGCUUUGAAUACAUUCUUGAAUGUAUUGGGUUCCUGAGUCAGUGGUCUUUACCAACCAAGACAGUGUAUAUAGACACAUUGAACAGUGCAUGCCUUCUCUCCCCCCACCCAAAACAAGGGAGCCCUGCGCUGUUGAACAGCUUCUAGUUUUUCUGUAACAGUUAAUUCUUCAAGCUUUCAGGGCUAAAUCAUGUUUGUAUUUUAAAGUCUUUUACUUGCAUUCUGUACUAAUUCUGUAGAUUUCAGGUUAAUUGGAGUGGAUUUCUGCAGUGCAAUCUAUUCAGAUUACAAACCCUGGCCUUUAUCUGUAAAAUAAGGUCCUUGCAGGCAGCAAGACUGGCCCAUUUAUGUACUUUGUGCUGUCCUUAAUGCUUAGACACAUAGCAAUGGCACAGCUCUAAGGAGAGACUCCUUAUGGGGCAAAAAUACACACAAGGCAUGCUACAGAAACUGAAGCUGGGUGGUUCUUUUCAUGCUCUUGGUUAUCUUUUAAUGUACCAAGUAAUACUCUUUGUGAACCUUUGCUGCUAUUAAUAGCAAAAGCAAAGAGGGUCACAUAAAAUUCUGUUGUGUAAUAUUCCCUCAAAAUAAGGUGUCAACUUGGAACAGUGUGGUCUUUUGGCUUAGCAUCUCGUUUUGUGUCUGGCAGGUUUUAUAAAAGGAUACAGGUUGGCUGGGUUUUAUUGGCACACUACGCAGUUUGUCCAAUCUUAUUCCCUGAGAAAAUGGAAAUAACUGUCCUUGAAAAUGUAUACCAGACUUGGUUUUUCUUGCUUCUACAGCAAGAAACUUAUUUUUUUUCAUAUUUACAUGAAACUUGAGAUAAAUGUCCUUGAAGAACAAAUGUCUUGCAAAAUCAUUACAGGUGGGAUUGAAAUUAAUCCGCCUACAUCUCUCCUCUAAUCCAAUACUUUACAACAUGUGUGUUUAUCACUGUUAACUUCUUUUUGCUCAAGGUGGUCUUCUUCUGCUCAAGACAUACCAAGAUUCUCCAAAAAAAAAAACCCUAAAAACAAGCUGACAGUAUAGCUAUUAUGUGAACAUACAGGUAUAUUCUAUUGCAAACUGUUCAUUUGAACUUACACUACAAAUGUAUCUGGAAAGUUAAGAGAAAGUUAGAACAAAUAGAUGUACAUCUGCUUAAUUGCUUCUUAAAUCUUGUUUGUCCCUUUCUAAAACAAAAACUAGUUCUCUAUUAAACCAGCUUGUUUUAUUUUAACCUGUUAAGAAAUGAAAAGGAGGAUUGCUUGUGCUGAUGUGCAAAAUCCAUGCAGGCUGUUUUUCCUGUGGCAGAGGCUGCCUGCAAGUAGCCCAGUGCAUUAUUUUAAAGAAGUGUUGCUUUUUGUAAUGACUUGAUUAGACUCCCACUGGACUUUCUGCAUUUUGGUGGUUCAUAUGCAGUACUUUGUUGUGAACACUUUUAAGCACAUGCACGCUCAGUGUAGCUUACCUUUCCUCUGUAAUUUUUUUUCCAUUUUUAAUGCUUUGUUAUUCUCUAAAAUAAUUUAAAACCUGUAUAGUAUUCAGAGCACGCAAUGUAAAUAUUUAUUACUCAAAAACUAGUGGAGGGUUUUUUGGGGUGACUUUUUUUUAAUCUUGUUCUAAUACAGAUGUCCUUUUGACUUGGAAAAGAAAUUUAGUGUAACCCGAUAAACCUGCUCUAUGUUCCCUUACAGAAUGUUUGUUGGUUUGUUUGAAUGUUACAAAUAUAUUUUUAAAUUUCUCUAAGACCCUUUUAGUUUUGGAAAUGCCUGUCCAAAGAACAUGUACAGUGCUUCAGAACUUUAAAUGUAUUUACCGAUACAUUUGAUUUUCAUCCCUAUUUACUUCCCUCCCCUUCUAGUUGGCAGUAGCAUAAACAACUCUUGGGUGUGCAGAUAACACUGUAUUUAUAUAGUAAUGGUGGUGGUAGCUACUCCUUUUAAGCCUACCAAUAUUCUUGCAUGGUUAAUCAACUAUUGCAGAGCAAACAGGGUUUUGUAUACAGGAACCAACUAGGUUUGAUUCCCACAACCCUGACAUCCCUUUCACAAGGCAUGGUGUUGUAACAGCAUGGCCAAAUGCAGUCAAUGUAGGAUGACUACUCUGUUUACUUACACUGUAUUUAACUGCAAUGUAGUUUCAGCAAAGGGGCAGUGCCAAGGCCAUCUUUGCUGUUUGAAUCUGUUUCUGACCAAGAAGAGUUACGUGCCACAUGAUAUGCUUUGGUUUUGCAGUGGUUUCAACAGCUUCUGGAAUACUUCGAAAUCUACUAGAGCAACUUGGCAGUGGGCCACAAUCUAGUACACAAGAAAAUGUAUCAAAUCUAUUCAAUCACUACUUGAGAUUUUCAUUUCAUUCUGCUAAGUAAAGCACUAACUAUGAUCUGUUUUAAAAUAGCAACAAUUAUGUGUUUGAACCAAAUGUACUCAUGGCUAAAAGAGUGUCUAGCACUACACAUAGUAUAACAACUUUGACUCUUUCUCACUCACACUUAUCACCAGCCUACUUUAAAAUAUGCCCAGAUGUUUGAGCUUUCACUCUAAGACAGCCUGUCUCCUACCAGACCUACAUGAACUUCACAUGAACUUCAAAUCUAAACUGACAAACGACUCUUUUUUUGAGUGGUUCAUCCAAGAAUCAAGCUUUGCAAAAUCCAGAGGUAGGCAAAAUCCAGGCUGUGGCGACGUUUGUUGUUUGCAGGGGAGUAAGGGCUAACCACUGAAAAAUUAACUCACAUAGAAGAGGCAGAUUUAAAUAAAACUAAUUCACUGAUGAGCUGAAAACCUAUCUGCUGAGCAAUGAAUCCACUCUGCCUGCUUUGUAAAGAAAAUGUGUUUUAAACUCCUGAUGGGGCUGAAAGUUGUCUCUGUUUUAUUUUCAAGCUUUGAAAAAAGCUUGUUCCCUCUUCAGCUGUUCACUGUAAUAGAAGUAUCACUUUGUCACAGUAUUUAUUCCACAUGCUAGGGUUCCCAUGGAUGUAGUUGAUGAUUAUUUUGUAAAUAAAUUACUUAACUAUACAUAAAACUAUAUGGUAAUAAACUAUUUUUGCACCACCCUU